Messenger RNA from Lutzomyia longipalpis, 1534 nucleotides. RefSeq names its product fatty acid hydroxylase domain-containing protein 2. The transcript has 5 exons. The coding region runs from base 137 to 1132 and encodes 331 amino acids. The record is from RefSeq and is a predicted model, not a curated record. Gene Ontology annotation, biological process: sterol biosynthetic process. Lineage: Eukaryota; Metazoa; Arthropoda; Insecta; Diptera; Psychodidae. Gene Ontology annotation, molecular function: iron ion binding; C-4 methylsterol oxidase activity.
UAUUUUGAUAACUUCGAGGCAAAAUGCGACGCAGUACCGUCUCAGUAUAAAGUUAAACACAAAAGUUCGCUUUUCUCAAAUUUCGGUGGUCACAAUUAGUGGACAAAAUUAAAGUGAAACACAAUCGAUUGAAAGAAUGGAACGCCAAAGUGCAGCAGAAAAUUCAGUGGAAAAUCAGAGAACAAGCGUCCUUUCAUCGCUCUACAGCGUCCUUUUUAUCCUAAGCUCUCUCCUUGUGGGAUUUGCAGCUUUCAGGAAUACGCUUACAUGGCACCUCCAACGCUUCUGGGGAGCUUCUGGAGAUUUCUGGCAGUCACAGUGGGAUAAAUUCCUAGACAUUACAGGAGAAGAUGACUUUACGCUGUGGGUCAUCGGAAGUACAGCCCUCACGAUUUUCGUUUAUUGGUUCUUUGGUGGUUUGUACACGAUAAUGGACAUCACGAAUAAGCCAGCUGCUCUGAGGAAGUACAAGAUUCAACCUGGAACGAAUGAACCCGUGGACAACAAGAGACUCAUGCAGGUCAUAUCAACGGUGCUGUUCAAUCAGUUCAUCGUAGGCAUUCCCAUGAAUCUCCUAGCGUACAAGGUCAUGACCUACCGUGGAAUUGUUCCCAACCGAGAGCUGCCUACCUUCCACUGGGUCCUUCUGGAAUUGGCCGUUUGUAUCCUCGUGGAGGAGAUUGGCUUCUACUACUCCCACCGCUUCCUGCACAACAAGCACAUCUACAAAUUCAUCCACAAGCAGCAUCACGAAUGGACGGCCCCAAUUUCCGUAACUGCCGUCUACUGCCACCCCAUUGAGCACAUCUUCAGUAACUUGCUACCCCCAUUCCUGGGUGUCCUCAUCAUGGGAAGCCACGUGGCUACAGCAUGGCUAUGGUUCUCUCUUGCAAUCCUAUCGACUCUCAAUGCUCACUCCGGAUACCAUUUGCCCUUCUUCCCAAGUCCAGAAGCUCAUGAUUUUCAUCAUCUCAAAUUCAACAACUGCUUCGGAGUGUUGGGCGUCCUGGAUCGUCUUCACGGCACUGACUCAAUGUUCCGCAACACAAAAGCCUACGCACGACACAUCAUGAUGCUAAGCUUUACACCCCCACGAGAAGCUAUCCCUGAUUCCCCAAAGAAGUCCAUGUAAAAGAAAAUCCAAAAUGUGUGGAAAUUGAUUUCAACAACAGCACGAUUCCUCCACAAGGACAAACACCUUCAGAGAGGAUAUAAACUAAAUAUAUAUAUGACACAGUGUGGUGAUUUUCACACUGAUUUUUUUUUAUUUUCUAGAAGAAAAGAUUGUUUGUGAUGAAAAUGGAAAUCAAAUUGUGAUAGAUAGACGUUAUACAGGAUAUGUACGUGGAAAUAUUCUAUAGGGAUGAGAACACAACUAACUACAUUAUAUAUGUGACUAAAUGGAACUAAAAGUAACAUAUAUUUCAUUUGCAUAAACGACACGCAAAAUAGAUAAAUAAAUGUGCAAUUCUUGCGCUUUGUGGGGCUUGUUUUGAUGCACAAAUAAAUCUGGUGCGUUUCUGUAAAGAGCUUA